AUGUAUAUAUAUAUGCAUAUAUAAAUAUACAGCCAGCCUCGAGUAUUCACAAUGUCAGAAAUGUCAAACUCAAAAUUCAAAAAUGUGACUCAUUGCAUCUUCGACAUGGAUGGACUAUUGAUAGAUUCAGAAACAAUAUACAAGAAAAUUUAUGGUACUAUCUGUGAGAAAUAUGGCUAUACUUAUGAGGGAGAUCUGACUUUUCAAGUGCUCGGAAGACCUGAGCAAGUUGGGGCCGAACUUAUUAUAAACCAUUACAAACUGCCAAUGAGUGUCAAUGAUUUUCAGCAUAUUUACCACAAGCUACAAAUCGAAUAUUUUAUUGACGUAAAACUGAUGCCAGGUGUUGAAACUCUUCUACAUCAUUUAUGUAAACACAACAUUCCUAUUGCAUUGGCCACGAGUUCCAGCGCCGAUAGUUUUGCAUUAAAAACCAAACAUUUAACGAAGAUCUUUGAUCUAUUUCACCACAAAGUGCUUGGAGGUUCUGAUCCCGAUGUUAAACAAGGAAAACCGAGUCCUGAUAUAUUUUUGGUAGCUGCAAAAAGAUUUUCAGAUACACCUGAUCCGCUUAAGUGCCUUGUUUUUGAAGACGCACCAAACGGCGUUCAAGCUGGAAUAAGUGCAAUGGUACCUGACAAAAAUUUACCAAAAAAGUUUACCGAACAAGCGACAUUGGUGAUCAAUAACCUGAAUGAAUUUAAACCAGAAAAUUUUGGUUUACCUAAAUACGAUUAGUAAGGAUUGUAAAAUAAUUUGAAAAUUUUAAAAUAAACGUUUUUUAAACAAAAAAAUAAUACCUCAAUUAGAAUAUUGAU
Ceratosolen solmsi marchali is the source of this 818-nucleotide messenger RNA. Its product is annotated as pseudouridine-5'-phosphatase. The record is from RefSeq and is a predicted model, not a curated record. The transcript is spliced from 4 exons. Gene Ontology annotation, molecular function: phosphatase activity. Lineage: Eukaryota; Metazoa; Arthropoda; Insecta; Hymenoptera; Agaonidae. The coding region runs from base 52 to 738 and encodes 228 amino acids.